This is a messenger RNA of Cataglyphis hispanica, 1486 nucleotides long. It is a transcript of the gene Mdh2, whose product is annotated as malate dehydrogenase, mitochondrial. The transcript is spliced from 5 exons. Lineage: Eukaryota; Metazoa; Arthropoda; Insecta; Hymenoptera; Formicidae. Gene Ontology annotation, biological process: malate metabolic process; tricarboxylic acid cycle. The coding region runs from base 152 to 1174 and encodes 340 amino acids. The record is from RefSeq and is a predicted model, not a curated record. Gene Ontology annotation, cellular component: cytoplasm; mitochondrion. Gene Ontology annotation, molecular function: L-malate dehydrogenase (NAD+) activity.
GAACGUCACUUCUGGCGCCACUGACAUUGUGACAGUCAAGUAGAUCAUCGAAGGUCACGCGAGUGUCUUUGAAGGGUUAUCGGGAACGGAUCCUACUUUUCUUAGGAAAUUUUAUUUCGAAUAAUUUAACGCGACAUCCGUUAUCAUCAAUAUGCUACCGCGAUUCCUCAGGCCUACCGUAAACGUCGCUCAGCAAGGAGCAAAACGAUUGUCAACUAGCACUAAGUGCGAUGCCAAGGUUGCUGUUAUGGGAGCGAGUGGUGGCAUUGGCCAGCCGCUAUCCUUACUUCUCAAGCAAUCGCCUCUUGUUACUGAAUUGUCCUUAUACGAUAUCGUGAACACACCGGGUGUUGCUGCCGAUCUCUCUCAUAUAAAUACACCAGCAAAAGUUAAAGCUUACAAUGGUCCGGAACAGCUCAAGGAUUCCCUGAAAGGUGCUCAGGUCGUUAUCAUACCUGCUGGUGUCCCGCGCAAACCAGGCAUGACCCGCGAUGAUCUUUUCAAUACGAAUGCUUCUAUUGUUCGGGAUCUCGUCGCCGCGAUGGCUGAAGUCGCGCCGAAAGCUUUGGUAGCGAUCAUCUCGAAUCCUGUUAACAGCACAGUACCAAUUGCAAGCGAAGUAUUGCAAAAAGCAUCUGUCUACGAUCCCAACCGCGUGUUUGGAGUGACCACUCUGGAUAUUGUCAGAGCAAACACAUUCAUCGCAGAAGCAAAAAAUCUUGAUCCACAGAAAAUCUCCGUCCCAGUUAUUGGUGGACACAGUGGCAUCACUAUUAUUCCACUGAUCUCGCAGUGCACGCCAUCAGUUUCUUUCCCGGAUGAUCAGUUGAAGGCGCUCACCGAGAGAAUUCAAGAGGCUGGUACUGAGGUCGUUAAGGCCAAAGCGGGUACUGGAUCCGCCACCUUGUCCAUGGCUUACGCCGGCGCACGAUUCGGGUUAUCGUUAAUCAGAGCGCUCAAUGGAGAGUCUGGUAUUGUCGAGUGCUCGUACGUCAGAUCGAACGUCACUGAUGCUAAAUACUUCUCCACACCAAUUCUUUUGGGCAAAAAUGGACUUGAGAAAAAUUUGGGCUUGGGUAAACUAAGUAGCUUUGAGCAGAAACUGCUGGACGCUGCCAUCCCCGAGCUCAAGAAAAAUAUUCAAAAAGGAGAGGAUUUUGUAAAUAAGAAGUGAAAUCGGACCUUGCUAAAUAGAGCGUGAGAAUUACUGGUCUUUAUUAUUCAUUUUAUAAUCAUGAUCAUCACAGCAAUCAAAUUAUCAUUUUUCGAUUGUGAUGAGCGUGAAAAUCCGCGAAUAUAUUGUUUCUCCUGACUUGCCGAUACAUAUAUAUGUAAAUGUAUAGUAUAUGAAUUGUGCAACAGAUUUUAUCGCAAAUGUAUUUAUAAGAUUAUUGUAAAUGAAAAGUAAACUGCCGAGCAGAUAUAAAUAUAUAUAGAUAUUAGUAUGUAAAAUAAGGAAUAAAUAAAAUAAUAGAAUUAUACACAA